AUGUAUACAACAACAGUAGUGCUCCUUCUUGUCCUUGUGACUUCUGUGGUUGGGGACGGAUGUGCUGACAAGGACGCUACAGCAUGCAGAACUCUAAAAGGAACGAUCAAAGACAUGUGCUCGGAACCAUGUAUAGCUGACCUCUGCAGGGAGACGUGUGGACUUUGUCCACUAAACUGUUACUCUUGUAAAGAUGAACUUUAUCCAGAGGAAUGUAACAGUACUAUUCAAUGUCAAAGUGUUCAUCAGUAUUGUAUUGCUGUUCAAGAACUUAACGACGAUUUCAUACCAUUAUUUCAAUCUGGGUGUGCAGAUGUUUCUAGAUGUUUGAACAUAUUUGGCGAAAUCAACACGAAGAGGUCAAUUCAAGACAGGUCAUACACUUUAAAAGGAGGCUGUUGUGACCAUGACAACUGUAACUACCAUGAUCCUGCCCUUAGACCGAUAGAUCCCUCCCCAGUGUCGACAGUCCGCCCUGUUUAUCCUAGCUCGUUUGAUUCGAACGUGUGUAGUGAACAGGAUGUAGACACGGCCUUCUGUGCUGCUUUAAUGCAGGCUGACUCAAACAUCUGUAACUCAACCUGUGUGGCAAACAAACUCUGCUCAGCAUCAUGUCAAACAUGCAGAAAGUGCUAUAGCUGUCCAGGUGUAAAUGAUAAAAUGAGCUGUUUGACAAGUGAAACAUGCAAAAGAGAUCAGCAAUGCGUGACAGUAGAAACACUCGGUUCUAAUUUCGAACUUCAAUACAGAUUUGGGUGUAUGAACACAACGCAAUGUAAUAAACUUUUCGGAACCUCGGUUUCUGCACCCGUUGUCGGCAGGAGGAAACGACAAAUUCAAGGAAGUUGCUGCAAUAGCGAUUAUUGCCAACAUGCUCCAGUUUCGACGACAACUCUACCCACUACCACACCGCAGCCUACGUCACCAACACCAUCCACUGCAGUAGGUGUCAUCUCUACACAACCGACUGCUGUUACCGGGAUGAAUGUCACCACAGCUGGUACCCCAACGGCUACAAAGUAUCCAUGUAAAGAUUACGACAACUCUGGUUACUGUGUUAGAUACGUGCCCCUGAUUUGCAGCACGCCAGAUCCUUUGUCUAAAAAAUUUGCCAUAGCCAAUUGUGCAUUAAGCUGCGGCCUUUGUGCCGAAUUCUAUGCUAUGGUUGCGUCCGGGGAAAUUGUCGUAAAUGCAUAG
This is a messenger RNA of Ylistrum balloti, 1197 nucleotides long. RefSeq lists its product as uncharacterized. The transcript has 12 exons. The record is from RefSeq and is a predicted model, not a curated record. The coding region runs from base 1 to 1197 and encodes 398 amino acids. Lineage: Eukaryota; Metazoa; Mollusca; Bivalvia; Pectinida; Pectinidae.